This is a messenger RNA of Sapajus apella (tufted capuchin), 2091 nucleotides long. It is a transcript of the gene WRAP53, whose product is annotated as WD repeat containing antisense to TP53. NCBI's taxonomy places the organism in Eukaryota, Metazoa, Chordata, Mammalia, Primates, Cebidae. The coding region runs from base 406 to 2013 and encodes 535 amino acids. Gene Ontology annotation, molecular function: protein binding; RNA binding. The record is from RefSeq and is a predicted model, not a curated record. Gene Ontology annotation, cellular component: Cajal body. Gene Ontology annotation, biological process: Cajal body organization. The transcript is spliced from 10 exons.
GGGAGCGCAGGCGCUUCUCGCCAAGACAGAAGGGUUCGGACUACAACUCCCAGCAGCCACGAGGAGCUCUAAGGCUUGAUGGGAACGGGAAACUGUCUAACCUUUCACGUCCCGGCUCUGCGGGUUCCGAGGGUCGCCCGCGAAAUCUGAUCCGUGAUGCGGCGGCCCAAUCGGAAGGUGGGCCCAAAUCCCGCGACUGCGAGAAGCGCGUAGCGACCCGCGGUGCUAAGGAACGCCGUGCUUUCAAAAUUGGCGUCUGCUGUUCGCCUCUCCUCCUCGGAGUCUUCUGCCUCCUCCCAGAAGAGGAAGGAAGCACAGGUGGGUUUUUUAAGUUCUGAGUCGGAUUCCUGAGAACUUCGAGGCCAUCCCGACUGAGGUUGAUGUCCGCUGUGCUCUGUCUGCAGUAUGAAGACUUUGGAGACGCAACCGUUAGCUCCGGACCGCUGUCCUUCAGACCAGGACCCAGCUCCAGCCCAUCCUUCUCCCCACGCUUCCCCGAUGGAUAAAAAUGCGGACCCUGAACUGAUGCCACCGCCUUCCGAAAGGGACGAUCCGCCCCGGUUGUCCCCAGAUCCCGUGGCUGGCUCAGCUGUGCCCCAGGAGCCAGGGGAGGGGGACCCAUUUUCUCUCUCCACUCCCCUGGAAACAGAGUUUGGUCCUCCUAGUGAAUUGAGUCCUCGAAUCGAGGAGCAAGAACUUUCUGAAAAUGGAAGCCUUACUGCAGAAGAAGCAAACGGGAGCCUUUUUGAAGAAGAAGUGAACGGGCCAGAGUUGGAGUCUGGGGAAGCCAUGGAAGAUGCGUCUGGGGAACCUGCUGCAGAGGACGAGGGAGACCCCGCUUGGAACUACAGCUUCACCCAGCUGCCUCGAUUUUUCAGUGGUUCCUGGUCAGAGUUCAGCACUCAACCUGAGAACUUCUUGAAAGGCUGUAAAUGGGCCCCUGACGGUUCCUGCAUCUUGACCAACAGUGCUGAUAACAUCUUGCGAAUUUAUAACCUGCCCCCAGAGCUGUACCAUGAGGAGGGGCAGGUGGAAUAUGCAGAAAUGGUCCCUGUCCUUCGAAUGGUGGAAGGUGACACCAUCUAUGAUUACUGCUGGUAUUCUCUGAUGUCCUCAGCCCAGCCAGACACCUCCUAUGUCCAUGUCUCUCUCAGCGUGGCCAGCAGCAGCCGGGAGAACCCUAUUCAUAUCUGGGACGCAUUCACUGGAGAGCUCCGGGCUUCCUUUCGUGCCUACAACCACCUGGAUGAGCUGACGGCAGCCCAUUCGCUCUGCUUCUCCCCGGAUGGCUCCCAGCUCUUCUGUGGGUUCAACCGGACUGUGCGUGUUUUUUCCACGGCCCGGCCCGGCCGAGACUGUGAGGUCCGAGCCACAUUUGCAAAAAAGCAGGGCCAGAGCGGCAUCAUCUCCUGCAUAGCCUUCAGCCCAGCCCAGCCCCUCUAUGCCUGUGGCUCCUACGGCCGCUCCCUGGGUCUGUAUGCCUGGGAUGAUGGCUCCCCUCUUGCCUUGCUGGGAGGGCACCAAGGGGGCAUCACUCACCUCUGCUUUCACCCUGAUGGCAACCGCUUCUUCUCAGGAGCCCGCAAGGAUGCUGAGCUCCUGUGUUGGGAUCUCCGGCAGCCUGGUUACCCACUGUGGUCCCUGAGUCGAGAGGUGACCACCAAUCAGCGCAUCUACUUCGAUGUGGACCCGACUGGGCAGUUCCUAGUGAGUGGCAGCACGAGCGGGGCCGUCCAGGUGUGGGACACGGGCAAGCCUGGCAGUGAUGGGAAGCCGGAGCCUGUAUUGAGUUUUCUGCCUCAAAAGGACUGCACCAAUGGCGUGAGCCUGCACCCUAGCCUGCCUCUCCUGGCUACUGCCUCCGGUCAGCGUGUGUUUCCAGAGCCCACAGAGAGUGGGGACGAAGGGGAGCCAGAGCUGGGCCUUCCCCUGCUCUCCAUGCGCCAUGUCCACCUUGAAUGUCGGCUUCAGCUCUGGUGGUGUGGGGGGGGGCCCAGACCCCAGCAUCCCUGAUGACCACCAUGGCGAGAAAGGGCAGGGAGGGAUGGAGGGAGGUGACAGUGAGCUUAUAUAAAAAGGUUUUUUAUGAUA